Molecule: messenger RNA, 558 nt
Organism: Aspergillus tanneri
Lineage: Eukaryota; Fungi; Ascomycota; Eurotiomycetes; Eurotiales; Aspergillaceae
Gene: ATF2
Product: bZIP transcription factor
Exons: 1
Coding region: 1-558 (185 amino acids)
Biological process (GO): regulation of transcription by RNA polymerase II
Molecular function (GO): DNA-binding transcription factor activity, RNA polymerase II-specific; RNA polymerase II cis-regulatory region sequence-specific DNA binding
Source: RefSeq, a predicted model, not a curated record
AUGUCUCCGUUUUUGCACAGAAGCGACAUGAGCGAUGAUGAAUUUACAGCCACAUAUCUUUUCAAAAUUGAGGAUUUGUCAGAGGAGCCCGUCAUGACAGAAUACCCCCCAGAGUCGUCCUCAAGUCCAGAUAAAGAAGACGACAGUUCAAUACAGCCUCUAUCUAAGUCCGUGUCUCCGGCGGAGAAUCAAUCGGAACAAUCAACCACCUCUCAUUCAUGCUCGACCUGUCGGUCAUGCUCAACCUCAGAAGAUUUGCCGAAUACAUCCAAUCCAAGAAAGAGAAAUUACGAAGAUGAUGAAUGGGAGUAUAAGAAUGAGGAAGGGGAAGAAAGGCGCUCACAGAUGCUGGAACGAAACAGGAUUGCCGCCACCAAAUGCCGACGGAAGAAGAAGGCCCGUUUGCAAGCCAUCGAAGAGAGCAUUGAAGAUGAAGAACGGACCAUUGAGCGUAUGGAGCGGGAGCUUGCACUGCUAGAGCGUGAGAGCCAAAUACUCGAUGAUGUGAUUCGCAAGCACCUUAGCAGUGGCAAGUGUCGUUUUAUGCCCAAGCAUUAG